Messenger RNA from Phacochoerus africanus (Common warthog), 1892 nucleotides. RefSeq names its product zinc finger protein 774 (gene ZNF774). Gene Ontology annotation, molecular function: DNA-binding transcription factor activity; RNA polymerase II cis-regulatory region sequence-specific DNA binding. Gene Ontology annotation, biological process: regulation of transcription by RNA polymerase II. Lineage: Eukaryota; Metazoa; Chordata; Mammalia; Artiodactyla; Suidae. The record is from RefSeq and is a predicted model, not a curated record.
CCCCACAGCCCUGUCACGAGUCCCGGUCGUGUUCUGGGCGGCACCGCCACGGCGUUGCUGGCCAGUUUGGCUUGGCAGUGGAGGACCCUCCCUUCGUGCUCCAUCCUCGGCUGGGUCCCUGGGUGGAACUGAUGACGCUCAAUGAUGUGGCUGGGGACUUCAGGGAAGAGUGGGUUACCUGGCCACUGCUUAGAGAGUCCUCUUCAGGGAUACUACCCUGCACAGUUAGAAGAAUGGGCUCUCAAUGGGAUUUCUAGACCAAGUGUAAUUUCCCAUCUGGAGCAGAAAGAAGAGCCAUGGAUUUUACCACUCCAAAAUUUUGAGGCGAGCAAGAUCCAAAGGGAAAGUCACACAGACUUUAAGAAUCAGGUCGUAAAACUCAAUCGGGACAUCAUCUCUGAAACGGCAGAACCAGGUGGAACAUCCACGGAAAGGGCCAAUAACGAUAUUUCUCAUAUGCCUAUUUGGGGAGGCAACUGGGAGAGGGGUCUUAAAUUCGAAGGGCAGCAUGGAACCCUUCCAGGAGAGGGCCGGCAGGAGCCCUUUUCACAGGAGAAGGAAUUAAACAAGCUCCUGGAAGGAUAUAUAGGAAAGAAGCCCAUGUGUGCAGAAUGUGGAAAAAGCUUUAACCAGAGCUCCUAUCUCAUAAGACACCUAAGAACCCAUACUGGUGAGAGGCCUUAUACAUGCAUGGAGUGUGGGAAAGGCUUCAAGCAGAGUUCAGACCUUGUCACUCACCGCAGAACACACACAGGAGAGAAACCCUACCAGUGCAAUGGAUGUGAGAAAAAAUUCAGCGACAGCUCAACCCUCAUCAAACAUCAGAGAACCCACACAGGGGAGAGACCCCAUGAGUGCCCUGAGUGUGGGAAGACUUUUGGACGGAAGCCACACCUCACAAUGCACCGGCGAACCCAUACAGGAGAGAAGCCCUACACGUGCCUCGAGUGUCAUAAGAGCUUUAGUCGUAGCUCAAAUUUCAUCACCCAUCAGAGGACCCACACGGGAGUGAAGCCUUACCGGUGCAAGGACUGUGGCGAGCAUUUCAGCCAGAGCUCGGAUUUGAUUAAACACCAACGAACCCACACGGGGGAAAGGCCCUUUCGAUGCCCGGAGUGCGGGAAGGGCUUUAGAGAUAGUUCUCAUUUUGGAGCUCACAUGAGCACGCACUCGGGAGAAAGGCCUUUCAGUUGUCCUUACUGCCACAAAAGUUUCAAUCAGAGCUCACAUCUGGUCACGCACCAGAGGACACACACCGGUGAGAGGCCUUUUAAGUGUGACGGCUGUGGGAAAGGAUUUGCCGACAGCUCUGCCCUCAUUAAGCACCAGCGGAUCCACACGGGAGAAAGACCCUAUAAAUGUGAUGAGUGUGGGAAGAGCUUCAGUCAGAGCUCUCACUUCAUUACCCACCAACGAAUCCACUUAGGAGACAGACCGUACUGCUGUCCUGAGUGUGGCAAAACCUUCAACCAGCACUCCCACUUUCUCACACACCAGAGAACACACACGGGAGAAAAACCAUUUCGCUGUAGUCAGUGUGACAAGAGCUUCCGACAGAAAGCACAUCUUUUAUGCCAUCAAAACACCCACUUGAUCUAAGAAAUAGUCUUUAGUGGCUCUGCUGCUCCCUUCCAGAUUUCCAUCAAUAUUACCUUCAAGUUUUCCAGAGAGAGAAAAUCUGCACUUAGGCAUCAGAGGCUCGAGGGGGGCCUGAUCUGUUCGCUUUUUUCCAUGCUUUAAUGGCAAGGGUAAACCUUUAGGGUCCAAAUAAUAUUCUGAACCUAAAAGGCAUUCCUUCAGGGUUUUUGACUGACUCUUAGGGAAAUGUGAGUUUACUGGUUGAUGCCUUGUUACUGAAAAAGAAGGGAGAUAAAUGUAGUUGCAUUACCAUC